Wasmannia auropunctata (little fire ant) is the source of this 6346-nucleotide messenger RNA. RefSeq names its product COUP transcription factor 2 (gene svp). Gene Ontology annotation, biological process: anatomical structure development; regulation of transcription by RNA polymerase II; cell differentiation. The record is from RefSeq and is a predicted model, not a curated record. NCBI's taxonomy places the organism in Eukaryota, Metazoa, Arthropoda, Insecta, Hymenoptera, Formicidae. The transcript has 4 exons. Bases 34 to 1371 code for a protein of 445 amino acids. Gene Ontology annotation, molecular function: RNA polymerase II cis-regulatory region sequence-specific DNA binding; nuclear receptor activity; zinc ion binding.
CUGGGGUUCCCGGCGCGCGGCACCACCGCCUCAAUGGCGUUGGUCGCGCCGCCGCCCUCCUGGGCCUCGCGGGACCCAGGGGCCGCCCUGGGCGCAGCCGGCGGCGGCGGCGGUGGCGGCGGCGGACCCCUUCAGGUGGGCCCGCCGCCGCCGAUGCCGCCCGCGCAUCUGACGCCCUCGGCCACGCCGGAGGACAUCACCUGUCUGGUGCCCGCCGGCUCGGUUCUGACCUCAAGGGACCCCCUGCCGCCCAGCACCACCCCCGGCAGCCAGGCCAACAGCUCGCAGUCCGGCAGCUCGCAAACGGAUAAAUCGCCGAACAUCGAGUGCGUCGUCUGCGGAGACAAGAGCAGCGGCAAACAUUACGGACAGUUCACUUGCGAAGGAUGCAAGAGUUUCUUCAAGAGGAGUGUCAGGCGGAACUUAACGUACUCGUGUCGAGGGACUAGGAAUUGUCCGAUCGACCAACACCAUAGAAACCAGUGCCAGUUUUGCCGCUUGAAAAAGUGCCUGAAGAUGGGCAUGCGCCGGGAAGGUAUGCACUCUGUGCAAAGGGGGCGAGUGCCGCCGUCGCAACCCUCGCUGCCGGGUCUGCCGGGCCAGUUCGCCCUGACGAACGGGGACGCGGUCGCGUGUGCCAGCCUAAACGGACACUCUUACCUCUCGUCGUACAUAAGCCUGCUGCUGAGGGCGGAGCCCUAUCCGACCUCGAGAUACGGCCAGUGCAUGCAGCCCAAUAACAUCAUGGGCAUCGACAAUAUCUGCGAGCUCGCGGCGCGGCUGCUCUUCUCGGCGGUCGAGUGGGCCCGGAACAUCCCGUUCUUCCCGGAUCUUCAGGUGACAGACCAGGUGGCCCUGCUCAGGCUAGUGUGGAGCGAGCUGUUCGUCCUGAACGCGAGCCAGUGCUCGAUGCCCCUCCACGUGGCGCCGCUCUUAGCGGCGGCGGGCCUUCACGCCUCGCCGAUGGCGGCGGACCGCGUGGUCGCCUUCAUGGAUCACAUUAGGAUCUUCCAGGAGCAAGUGGAGAAACUCAAGGCGCUCCACGUCGACUCCGCGGAGUACAGCUGCCUCAAGGCCAUCGUUCUCUUCACCACCGACGCCUGCGGUCUGUCGGACGUGGCGCAUAUCGAAUCCCUUCAGGAAAAAUCGCAGUGCGCCCUGGAGGAGUACUGUCGGACCCAGUACCCGAAUCAGCCGACGAGGUUCGGCAAGCUGCUGCUGCGACUGCCGUCGUUGCGCACGGUCUCGUCGCAGGUGAUCGAGCAGCUAUUCUUCGUGCGGCUGGUAGGCAAGACGCCGAUCGAGACGCUCAUCAGGGACAUGCUGCUGAGCGGCAACAGCUUCAACUGGCCCUACAUAUCCACGAUGUGACACUCUGUCUGGCGGCAGCUAGCUUCCGCAUAAUAUUACACCUCGAACACCAGCGGUGUCGCGGCGCCCGACGACGAGCCGCGAGCCCGAUUCGCGUACGAGUAGAUAAAGAAUCGAGCGUGGGCGAGGGUGGGCGACGCCGCGCGAGUCCCGAAUAUGCUCGAUAACGGGGAAGGGGAGAAGGGGACGGAGAACGGCGGACGAUAGGGCGCGAUUCCGGCCUCGUUCGUCGCGAGAUCUCGAGGUCGAAGGUCGAUGCGUCGUUAUUGCCAACGUCGUCAUUAACCCGGUUACGUAUCCGCGUUACUCUUAGCGAUAUGAUGCGACAAUAUUCCUUGUCAUUGAUACUUGUACUCGCGUUUUGCUAGACCGAUACGCGGUACUCACGACGAAUCAAAAUGUCAGUCGGGACUUAAGGAACUUUUUUUGUAUCCUGAGUAGACGCGACUCGACGUCAGAAAGAGAAGGCGAAGAAUGGAGGAGGAAGGGUUAAACAGCGAGAGACUGGAGGAGAAUUAAGCGAGAUCAUUAUACGAAGUUCGACCGAGGGUGAUAGGAUAAUGCGCGCGAAGUGGCAUGGAGAAAGAUGGGCGUGCGUUGAGAAGGGGUCGUCUUGUUCGUCGGAAGAGAGGAAUUUUCGGUGACGUGCAGGGAAAGAUGAGAGAGAGAGAGAGAGAGAGAGAAAGAGAAGGCAAGGAGAAAAAUACGUAAUAAAGACGUUGCUCAUUAAGAAAAUCGCGGAGGCGCCGAGUGGCCCGACAACGUCUAAGAGAACAUCUACUGGGCGUUAAAACAUGGUACUCACUAAAGUGGUCGAGCGAAAGAGAGAAAGGGAUUUGUGCGUGCAAGGAGCUUGUCAGUUGUUCCGUGCAUGUGUGUGCAUGAGUGAAAGAAUGAGAGAAAGCGCGAAUGAACAAAAAUGAGAGAGAGAGAGAGAGAGAUUGAAAGAGUUAUAAGGGUUUGGGGGAAGGGGGGAUAGAUAGAUAGAUAAGCGUUUUGUUAUAUGGCAAAGAAUAAAAUAAGAAGAGGGUGGAAGGAAGAGGGAAGAGCGUGGCGUGAAGAAGUCAUAAAUUAGCAUUUAUAAUCAACGAUGAGGGGGAGAGAGAGAGAGAGAGAGAGAGAGAGAGAGAGAGAGAGAGAGAGCUGGUGGAUCUCCCAUUGCUAUCUCGAAUCAAUCUUCGCGUCGAGUACUCGCUAUUAGUCGAGUCAUGCCAUGGGCCUUAGUCAUUCGUCUUGACGCCUCCUCUACGAGGCUCUACGUUCUCCAAGUUCAUAGCCCGUGAAACAUUCUUUCGGAAAUAUCCCUUUCGGUCGGACGACGCUCGCGCGCUUGCAACGCAAAUCGCAGAUCUAAAUCCCACGGCGACGCUUUCGUCGAAGUCGUCCGUGAUCUUCGAGGAUUGUCGACGGUAAGUCAUGAUUUCAUCUCGAUUAUUUUCACGUAGCCGUAUGCGAUCAAGUAUCAUGCUCUUCGAUUACGGCGUAAGACCUUUUCGAAACCUCAGAAGCGACUUUAGCCUUUGUCUCGUAAUAAAAUAUUUUCGUAAAUUAUUUGUGUAAAUUGUUUUCGAAUUAGUAUAAAACUGUACGCUACGCUGAAUCGAAAAUUCUUAUUCUUCUUCGCGAAAAAUACUUUUCCUAAAAUUAUUAAAUCUCUGCAUAAUCUUAAUUAAUACUUUACACAAUAAAUCGAAGCAUGAUCAUCUAUCUGAAAUUUAUAUUUAAUAUUAAGAAAGAUCAUUAUUAAUAAAUUAGCGAGAUUCUCUUUUUUUUUAAUAACACGCCCUAAUUACUACAUGUGAAGAUAAUUUUGAACGAAUUUCAAUAAUUUGCGUUAUAUAUUUUCUUCUCCAUUUCUCUUCCGUUUGCGAUUUCCUUAGCUCUAUGUAUUUGAUCAUUUUCGUUGUUACAUUAAGUCGUUUAUUAUACUUUCUCGAAGUCGCUCGAACGUCUCGUCAAAUUCGCUUUAUAUUUUGUUUUAUUUUUAAAAACGUUAUCUGUAAAGGCUGCAGUAACAUGACGUUAUCGAAAAAAAAAGUUCGUCUAUUUAAAGAUAAAUAUAUUGUACAAAUUUUUAUGUAUAGUACUUAGAUAGAAGCUAAGAGCGUCGGGCAUCAUCGGCACUGGUAAUUUAACGCGAGUCUUUACUAAAUAUAAAAUGAAAUUGUUUGUUGCAAGUAAGAUGUAAGAUGCAAAGCGCGUUGCAUUUUACGGCGUGAAAUCACGAAGGAAACUUAUGGAGAUCGCGCGAGAUAAAUCAGUCUCUUUCGCGUUCGCGCGGUGGUAUUUGUAACAGCGGCGUUUUUCGGCGAAUAGCGAUCGCGUUUUACUUGUAUAAUACUGUCGCACUAGAAUUACGGCGGCGAAGAACUAGAAAUUACUUCGAUAUGUCUCUCAUCUCGACGCGACGACGAUCGUCCUCGAGGAGAGCCUUGAGGAAGGAAAGCAGCGAGCGACGACGAAAGCCCACACGUGACGUUCAACUUCGAUGACAAUACCGCGCGAUAUCAUAUAUAUACAGCCAAUAUUAUGUAUCUUGUAAAUACGAUAUUUUUACCUUGGGUUACUUAAGAGCGUACGUGACGAGACCACUCGAGAGUGCGAUGCAACGAGUUCUUCUUUGUAUGCCAGUGCCAUUGCGCGUCACAUCAUCGCGUCACGAUUAAUUCCGCGGCAAUCACGGGAUCGGUCGAUCGAUCGAUCGAUAGAAUACUCGGGAUGAUAAUUCCGAGACGAGACGUCCGGAGGAAUCAUGCUGCGGUAAGGUAAGUCGUUAUCUUGUUGCACUGACAAGGGAACCUCAAGAAGCCGAAAAUACGGAUAAUUUAUAAAAUGAAAUUUUACAUACAUGUAGAUGAAAUAAAUAAAUGAAUUUAAAAAUUUUCAGUGUAAAGUAGCUGUAAAGGAUGAAAUCAUCCCUCAUAUAUACGCAAAGCGCUCUAACUAACUUUCGAGAUAUUAAAAAACAAGAAAAUUUAAGAUUUGUGCUACAUGAUAUACUCACCCCUAAAAAAUUUACAAUGGAGAUUUUAUCAUUGUUUAGCUCCAAUUAAAGAUUUAUAAAUUUAUUUAUUCCAUAUACGUAAAGUAUUAUUAAAAUUAUAAUUUCCUAAUUCGUGAGAUUCCCUUGUGAGAUGCUUAAAUAAAGCGAAUUUGCGAACUUCCGAUUGUGGAUGGAAUGCGCCAAAUUUUUGUUGUUAUUUCUCGCAAUAACACUCUUCAUGUUAUUAAACAUCGUUUCUGAUUAUCAAUAUGACUAGAAAUCUCGACGGGAUAAUCCCGAUGAUCUGUUCAAUAUCCCGGUGAUUAUAUAAAAAAAGCGAUAAUUUACGCGACUCGUUACAUCCCGAUAUAUAAAAUGCACUAUUAAAUACAAAUAUGUUUGGAAGUGUACAAUGGAAAUGUAAUGAUGUUUACGAAUAACGAUUUGGAUAAAAUCUUGAUAAUAAAUUAUUAAAAAUGUUAAAUGCAUUAAUUUUAAUUCUUUAUCAUUUAUUUCAUUAAAUUAUAUAUUUUAUUAGUUAUUUUAUAAUAAAUUUUUUACAGAGUUUUCUUUAUAUUUCCAUACUUUUUUGAUAAAUCCAUAGUUUGCGAAUUUUAAAUAGGAAAUUUUAAGUUUAAAGCAAAAUUAAUAAAAUAUAACGUAUCAAACAUAUUUUUAAAUUCUUUCAAAGAUAUCUUACGAAUUUUAUUAUUCUAUUUUAAGCUCGAUAAUAAGUAGGAAAUAAAGAAGUGAUUCCGGAUUUUUUACUUGAGAAAUAUCUCAAUGGGAUCUCUUUGGGAUGUAACGGGUCAAAAUUGAGAUAACAACGCUACGAGAUAUAUCGAGAUAUAUUUUUGAUUGAAACAUGAAGAAUAUUCGAUAUUGCUCGUCGCUGGGUCUCCGAUAGAUAAAGAUAGAAUAAUUGUGAAUUGAACGAUGCGUCAAAUUAAAACAGUGCUGCGAGACAGUGUGUGCGUGUUUAUUUCAAUGUGUAUUCACAUGUAUGUACGCGCGUGUGCGGGUGUAUGUGUUUUACAUGUAUGGAAAAAUUAAGGGAGAAAAAGAUAGCGAGCACGAGAUAGACAAGCGAGAGAGAAAGAGAAAGAGAUAAAGAAUGUACGAGGUCGCAAAAUAAUGUGAUAAUACGUAUGUCAAAAUUUGAAAUCCGAUUUUUCGAAACGGUGCUUUUUCUAUUUUAUAAAUAUUGUACAAUAUAUUGUAUACACAACAAUAGCACAACGGACUCGGCGCGUUGUAUAGGAUUGUUUAAUGAUAUUAAGAGGAGAUAUCUGAAUACUACGUUAUAGUAAAUGUGGCAAUGUCGAGCUAGUUACUUAGUGGAGCACUUUUUUUAGGGGUAUAUGGGAUAAUUUCUAAUAUGUUUAAGCAGCGGUUGUUCCUUAAAGGAAAUUCUGCGAUUGGGUUUCCUCGAGCGGGAUCUAACUGAUGAUUACUGUAACUGGAUUGCUCGCGGAUAUGAGUCCCACAUUUCUGAAAAAUUAGUGCGCAAUUUUUGAAAAUUUUCACAAAAUAGAUAUCAUCGUCGUGAAUGUUUUUUUUUCUCUUCUUUCUCAAAUUUUACCAUCAAACUUUUAGAUACACGUAAUUAAAUGCAAUUUUAUCCUUUUUUCCUUUAAUUUAAUUUAAAAAAUUCAAAAACAUUUUUGGUUAAAUUAUAUUUAUAAAUGACAUGCUAUUUCUAAAAAUAAAAGGCUUGUUGUAUACGAGGUAAGGAAGCAUCGACUCGGAAAAGGACGAUCACUACCAUACAUCGAGUACUUAAACGCUUACGAGUGAUACUAUAAUUUCUGUACACUCUACGUUCGCCUUUUUCACCUUCGCUCACUUUGCAGCUUCAGAAAAUGUUAGUGAUUGCUAGAAUAUAGAAGAAAUUAAUGACGAUCGGAUAAAUCAACUGUUGGAUGGAAUAGUGUUAUAAAUAAUUUCUCUUGUUGCGUCAGAAAUGCAAGAAAACUGUGGAAGUACCUAAAA